CAUCGUGCGAUUUAUGGACAGAAAACAUCUUGGCGACAAUAUCUCGACAGAAAAUUCUGACAUGGAUGAAAGUAUGGUAGACGAUUCUGUCUAUAGCUAGUUUCCUUUGUCGGGUACACUGACGAAAAAGGACAAAAGCUUGUAGACAUUGUCUUAGCUUCUUGGAUAAGAUAUAACGCAAAAUCAAAAAAGUUUUAAACUAAAUUUCCUCCGCCUCCGUAUGAUAGGAGCGUUAAAACGGAGCUCAAUGAACUACUAAAAAGCUUUUCGGAUGCACCUGAAUAUUGGGCAGAGUAUACUAUCGAUUUUCAGGGUCAUGCCAAGAAACAUUCUCAGAAGCACAAAAGCGUUUGAAAAAACUGCAAAAGAAAGAAUAUACUUACACUUCAGAUGGCAAAAUCGACUAUAAAAUCGAAAUAACGAAGAGGAAAUAUCGGGGAAAAAAAUUAAAUGUAUCACCAGAGGCAGAAGAAAAAAUUUUUCAAAUUCCGAGCAUAGCAGAAAAGUAAUGCAAAAUUCGCGAGAAACCUGUGAAGGCAAACCAAGUAAUCAUAAGAAUAAAGAUUCAAGCGAAUCACAAAUAAGCAGCGCAUCAGAGUCACUAAAUGCAAAUACAUGCUCAAAUAAGCGAAGGAAAGGCGGAAUGAAGUCCAAGUCUUAUAAUGGUCUGAAAAGGUCAAGAUUAAACUACGAAAACAAUGUAAUUCCUAACACUAAAGAUCCAGAUUUAUUGAAUCUAAGAAUAAUAAAAUGUAUGCACGUGGUGCAUCUCGAUCAGCUGGAGACACAGCGUCAAUUAAAGGACAUUGAUGCAAAGUUAGCUGCAUCCAUAAAAAACGACGACCUACCUCAAAAUUUUGCUGAGAAAUACAAUUUAACUUUGCCAAUAGCGUCUAUAGAAGAUUUUCUUUCAAUGGAAGCUGCGCUACAAUCCUAUAAUUCGUUCAAAGCAGGAUUUAAAAACUCGUCCAUUCUAAUGGACAGAGAUAACCUUCUGACGCGAACAUUUACAAAUAUUCUGAAGUGAUAUCUUUCAAGAGAUGUAGCACUUCAGUUUAACGCCGUAAAGGCGACUGAGAAGAAACCAAAGGUUUUUAAAAGCACGCAAUUCUAUAAGUGUAUCCAUGAUUUCAUAACUGCAAAAUACAUGAGCAUGUCGCUACGACUUACGGAGAAAAAAUGUCUACACGCCUUAGGACCGGUAUUAACAAACGCCAUCGAUUGGGACUGGCAUCGAGCUUUUAGAACAAAAAAAAAUAAACCUAAAAGAUGUACCGAUUGUACUUGUGAAUGAAAACGUUGGAAAUUUUGAAU
Messenger RNA from Belonocnema kinseyi, 1314 nucleotides. RefSeq lists its product as uncharacterized. The record is from RefSeq and is a predicted model, not a curated record. NCBI's taxonomy places the organism in Eukaryota, Metazoa, Arthropoda, Insecta, Hymenoptera, Cynipidae. The transcript is spliced from 7 exons. The coding region runs from base 509 to 1027 and encodes 172 amino acids.